Messenger RNA from Suillus paluster, 5611 nucleotides. RefSeq lists its product as uncharacterized. Lineage: Eukaryota; Fungi; Basidiomycota; Agaricomycetes; Boletales; Suillaceae. The record is from RefSeq and is a predicted model, not a curated record. Gene Ontology annotation, biological process: regulation of ARF protein signal transduction. The transcript is spliced from 4 exons. The coding region runs from base 256 to 5328 and encodes 1690 amino acids. Gene Ontology annotation, molecular function: guanyl-nucleotide exchange factor activity.
UGGGUCCGUAUAUUAUUCCACAGCCUUGUCUCCGGAAGCUUUUAGCCACGUGUAGAACUACUCCGCCACAUUCGGUCUCUUGCAAUUUAGAGCCUUUCUCUUCGUUUGUUCUUCCUCAACAUUCAGCGCUCAGCGCUCAGCUCAAGUACUAGACUGUCGUCUACAAUAGAUACUCUUGCCACUGAGGCGUACCCUAACCUUCCGGGUCGGAUACGGCCAACAAACUACUGUUCUGCUCUAGCAAUCUGCUCGGGCAUGGAGAAUGACCCAGGGUCGGUCGCUGAACAACGCGCCAAUGCAGUCGCGAAGCUCAAACGCGCUGCAUCUCUACCACGACUGAAAAAUGGAAGGCGACCCCAGAUGCAUAAUGAAGUUGUUAGCGAAGGGGAGAAAACCCUGCAUGACGACGUUCAGGAUCCAUCGCAAGACACGCCCCCCGAGCGCGACUCUAAUCUUGACUCACAGCCGAACGUACAGCCUGAAGAAAACCAAGGCACACCUGAGCUGUCCAAUGUUACCCGUAAACGCCGCUCACGUUCACGCUCACGUUCUAGGGGUUCUAAGGAUCUCAGAAAAUUUAAACCUCCCCAGUCUCCUUUGCCAACGUCUGUCACGCCCAGCAACGAUUCUUCUCCUGAUGAUUCGCCACCCUCACGAGCUGAAUACUUUCCACUUCCACACUCAAUUCUCGCCCCAAUACCCUCUCAUCUUCAUCCGUUACCCCCUUCUCCGUUCAUCUUACCUGGUUUCUCAAUGGCAGAGAAUCCUUUUCUACCUUCUGGUGCUUCUUCUCCUGUCCCAAGAUUUCCCACACUGGAGGCUCUGGUGUCACAUCAAGGGCUUCAGCGAUCAAAUAGUGCAGGUGCUGCCCGUAUGCUAACUCUACAGAACACGUUACAAAAGCUUACGGGUGGCACGGAAUUAAUGGAAUCAACAUUUCCAUCGCCAGCAGUAUCCCCUCAGCCGUUGGGCAGUAAACUGGGCCGAAACAAUACUGUGUCUGGAGGGGAGACCUCCGAACGUAGCACUGCCCGAAGGCUUAUGAUGGCACAACUGAACAAGAGGAUGAUAAAAGAGACGGAUCUAGAAGAGGAAGAUGUUCGUCCAUUUAGCCCCUCAAAGCGACGCCCGAGAAGACGUUCAAAACGCCAGUCCAUCAAUCCUCCAGUGGCGUCAACUACGGACGAAUCUGAUCUUCUUUCGACUUCCAAUACCACGCCCAACCGUUCCAAUACCCCUCAACCUCAACCCGAGGGAUUAGCUCCCAACAUAGAGCGUACAUCGUCCACCACUCCCAUACCCCCGAUACCGAUAUAUCCUCCUCCUGUAACGCCAAGCAUCAACCUUAAUGAAACCAUCAACUCCAGCCGUCAAUCCACCCCUGUGCGAGCGGUGCCACCCACUCACUUUGAUCACGCGGCCCGGAAACGACGAGAGAGCGUUCUGAUAGAGGAUCCAGAUGACGAAGACCGGAUUCCCCCACAAUCAACGUAUUAUGGACUACCGGGCGCUCCGAGUCGGCCCUCUCCUAGUAUUUCCCCGCGCCUUCCUCAUUCCUCGGACGUCUCCACUGAUUCGGCACCUCCCGAUGCCACAAAUGUGCCAGUAUACUUGGCCUCGCAGCUUGAGAGGACUCCGUCUCGGCAAGCCAGAUUCCCAUCUAGUCCCUUCGCAAGACCUCAUAAGGAGAUAUCGUUAUCAUCCGACCAAGAGGAGGAACGCGAUCGGGAUGAUGAGGAAUUUUUUCCAACGGAAGCUUUCCGACGGUCUCCAUAUCAUGAUGGUCUCAACCGCGAAAUUAGUUGGGUGGCAGAGCCAGUGCCAGAAACACCCAUGCUUGUGCAUGAAGAGACAGAAGAGGAAGAGGAUGAUGAUGAACCGCUGCAGGAGGAGCCAUCCCAGCAUAUCACAGAAGAUGAAGAUGACCGUCCGCCUCCAGAGUCGCCAAGAGAAGAGUAUAGUCCCAAGAUUGAGGAACCAUCACCUCGCGCAUCUGCUGACUCAAAGGAACUUGUUGUGGAAUUAGAGACCUCUCCUUUGCCUACACCCGCACUCACUUCGCCGACGCCCUCGUCAUUUGUCAACCUUCCUAACACCGCUUCCAUAGUUCGCAGCAGUGAUGAAUCGGAUUCACCACAGUACCCUCAGCGGCUUUCGGUAGCUAUUUGCAUGCACAGUGAAAAGUCGCCAGUGGCAACGGAGCCUGAGUUGACUGAUCCCCAAACAGCGCGGGCGGAGACACCAUCCAGGCGCGAAGGGAGCACAUGGAGCAAGAUUGUCCACACUCUGACGAGGAGCGCUUCAAGUAGUGGACGCCGCUCUCGGACGAACUCGAUUGCCACAAGGGAGAGGAGACAGCACACUGACUCCAGUAUCAGCCGGGAGAGUGGUGUGAGUCUUCCAAGCCCGAAAACUGAGAAGAACGACAGCAUCAGUUCAGCCACAUACCCACACGGUCAACCAUCCUCGGCGUCAACUUCUGUACAUUCAUUGCUUCAAACUGCUCCUCCCAGCAACGGGGUUUCUCCCGUCCCUAUGACUCCUUCCGCUGAUCCUUUAGCAAAGUAUACACACGAAAAACUCAUGCCUUUCCCCGGGAUCAAGAAGCUGCAAGAGCAAUGGAACCACCGUCAACCUCUAUUUUCAUCUACUCCCGAUAUCGUUCUGUCGCAUCACGUCGAGGCUGAUAUACCGCUGCCAUCGAGUUCAUCCAGUAAUACCCCUUCUAACUCUCCUGAGAUAAAUGGAGAUAGAAAGCUAUCGCACCAGACAUCGGAUACCCAUCUGUUACAGAUCUACAAGGCUCAAGCCCCACCGCUUUCUGCGUCUGCUUCUACGUCCUCUCAUGACCACUACCAGCACGGCAGUCUCCACUCGCCAUCAUCCAUUAUGCUGAAAUCCCUUCCAACCAACCGAGAUGGUGUCCGGAGAUGGCUCAGUGCUAGGAAGCUGUUCCCUCAACCUUCACAGUCACCAGUAGGCAACUUGCCUUCAGUGCCUGCCCCCGAGCAGAAACCUGCAGUGGCCUCGAGGAAGCCCUCACUCUCUGACCUGUUCCGACUACGGAAGGAGAAUGAUACCGAGCUCCACGAUGAAUGGGUAGAUGUUGAUCGUGAUAAAACGCGUGUGGCAAUUAGUUCUAUUGGCAAUGGCCAGCCGAAGAAGGCAAAUGGUGAUUUCUCCCCAACUAGUCUCAACGGGAGCUCUGUCCAUGACGAUCUUCAGAAGACACCACGAGCCAGUAAGAUCGCCAGGCCCAACGGCCAGCCAUACUCUGCCACAGACCUUUCUCUGGUGCCCUCCACCCCGGCAACCCCUUCUCCCCCUGAGCUUCCGUCGUCCACCACACCUGAACCCUGGUCUUCACUAUCCGACUACCCCCAUCCCACAACAUCCGAGUCUUCUUCGUCCAACACUUCUUCGCAUUAUUCCAAUUACCCUGCGAAAGGUGGUAUACUGUUGGAGCGCUUAAAUGAGAUGCUUGGUCGAGGUUCGAGAAGUCCACUAUGGCUUUCUGCCAUUGAUGAGCCUCCACGGAAGUUUUUGCGAUGUUCUCCAGUCUUCCAGGUCGUGAAUUCCAAUAUCUGCAAGGAUCGCUUCCUCUUCCUGUUCAACGACAUUCUCGUUAUUGCUAAACCUCGCCCUGAAGAAUCCGAUACGUUCCUCGAAGUGACGAAGCCUAAUCCUACUGACCGGAAGUUCACCGUCAAGAAUGUUGUACUGCUACGACAACUCUACUUCACCAGCGAGCGCGAGGAGCCGUCUUCUAGGGUCAUACCAAGAACUCCCGUAGUGCAAGCCUUUGUUGAGCAAUUUUCAACAGACCCGGAUCACGCAGUCGCGACGCUUUUCAGUAGCUUGGGUCAUCGUGACGAUCCUGCUGCACUUGCGCAGCUUCUGUUCAAAACUCCACAUAUCGACAGGGUGCAGCUCGGUGAUUACCUGUCGCGGCGCACAAGUCGUGUUGUGCUCAAGCAUUACCUUGACGCCUUCGGGUUUAUUGGACUGAGGGUGGACAAAGCCCUUCGGGUGUUCCUUCAGUCCAUUCACAUUCCGGAACGGAGUAGCCACGGUGUCAGUCCUCUCGACAUUCUUCUCGAGUCAUUCGCAAAUCGAUGGUAUGAGGCUAACGCAGGACACAUCUCUUAUGACAAGGAUUUGGCCUCUCGCUUCGCGAGGGCCAUCGUGCAGCUGAACGACGUCCUGCACGGUGCCAUCGCUCAUGAGCCAGGUCAAAUGGGGCAUCCCAAAAGAAACAUUACUGCGAGAGACUUCCUUGAAGCUUUUCGACGUCAUGACAAUCGCCUGUCAGACGAGCUAUUGGGGGAUGUCUAUGACUCCAUUCGUCGCGAGCGCUUGUGUCAAGCGCGCAACCCGUCGUCUGGUGGCCCACCGGAGAUCACCGUCACUUUCAAACGCCCACUUCCUGCACGACUCACCUACCGGGUUCAGUCAGAGCCAAUCGUCAUCCGUAUCCCACAACCGGACCCGCAGUUCAGUAUUGAGUUGUUUGGGCACGAUCUGGUGUUUGACCCACCUGUGCUGUCAUUUGCGAAGUCCGCGGAAGCUUCCUUCCGCGUGACGGGGCGCUCAUUUGGCCUGAAGACAAUGUCCAUGCUGCGUUCAAGUCCGAAUGCUCUGCUGUAUACUGGCCUGGCCCAGAAUUAUACUAUAGCAGUGGAGCGUGCUUUCAUGCGCAACACCUUUCAGGUGGCGUUUUUGGAUCAUAACGGGACCAAGCGCAAAUACAUGUUCAGCGUCACUGACCCUGUCGUUCGUCACGAGUGGAAUGUUUCCCUCAAACGGGAAAUCGAUGCGUCUGUCGCAGCUGCUGAUCACCCCUACGGCAUAAGUUGGCCAUCCCCGCAGACCGGUCGGUUUUAUAAGGCAUCGUACAACAUGGCGUUUAAAGUCUUGCAAGAUACCCUACUCAAUCCAUCCUCACUCCUGGGCAAUCCCAAUCCCUGUCCUUCUAAGAAUGAUCAUGCACUAGAGCGCCUCACAUCAUCCGGCCUUCAUACCCGGGACCAAUCCAAAACCUCCCUUCGAUUCGGUGCGGACCGUCCAUCGGAGCCACCGCGUUCGAAGUCGCGGAGCAAGGUGUACCAUCGCCAUGGUCCUGGAAAGAUGGAGUCGGAAAGCAAUAGCCUCAGCUUUCCUCAUGAGAGCAGCGAUGAUGGUGGGGACGAUCCUGACACCCAGCUUAGAUCGGAUGAUCAAUACUGGUCAGGAAAGGAUUUGGCAAUGUACUGCCAGCAAAAUAGUUCCAUCGCCCUUUUGCUGGCAUACCUACAAGUCAGUACACCAGAUCCUAACGGUUCACAAUGACAGUCUUGUUUCGGUGAGAUUUUUGUUUUGUGAUAUAUGCCGACCACUGAGCUUUGUCACAGUGUCUCAUGCUUGCUCUCAGUCUCAUCAGAUAUCCCUCUAUAUUUCACGCAUCCCAUUCAUGUAUAUUCAAUCGUUCUGCUGUACCGUUCUGCACAUCACUAUUGCUAUGUCGUCCACUAUCAUUACUGCAUCUAUCCAUCCUUUAGUUACAUUUGAAUUCAUGAUGCAUUCUGGAGAAAGUACUUAAAAGCAAAUGACCAAACGCAAGCGUUGCAAGUAC